Procambarus clarkii (red swamp crayfish) is the source of this 867-nucleotide messenger RNA. The record is from RefSeq and is a predicted model, not a curated record. NCBI's taxonomy places the organism in Eukaryota, Metazoa, Arthropoda, Malacostraca, Decapoda, Cambaridae.
AUGAAGGAUGGUAGUGAGUGUGUGAUGGAUGGUAGUGUGAAGGAUGAUAGUGAGAGUGUGAAGGAUGGUAGUGUGAAGGAUGGUAGUGUGAAGGAUGAUAGUGAGAGUGUGAAAGAUGGUAGUGUGAAGGAUGGUAGUGAGAGUGUGAAGGAUGGUAGUGUGAAGGAUGGUAGUGUGAAGGAUGGUAGUGUGAAGGAUGAUAAUGAGAGUGUGAAAGAUGGUAGUGUGAAGGAUGGUAGUGAGAGUGUGAAGGAUGGUAGUGUGAAGGAUGGUAGUGAGAGUUGUGUGAAGGAUGGUGGUGAGAGUGUGAAGGAUGAUAGUGUGAGUGUGAAGGAUGAUAGUGAGAGUGUGAAGGAUGGUUGUGAGAGUGUGAAGGAUGAUAGUGAGAGUGUGAAGGAUGAUAGUGAGAGCAUGGAGGAUGAUAGUGAGAGCAUGAAGGAUGGUAGUGAGAGCAUGAAGGGUGAUAGUGUGAAUGUGAAGGAUGGUAGUGAGAGCAUGAAGGAUGAUAGUGUGAGUGUGAAGGAUGAUAGUGAGAGUGUGAAGGAUGGUAGUGAGAGUGUGAAGGAUGAUAGUGAGAGUGUGAAGGAUGAUAGUGAGAGCAUGGAGGAUGAUAGUGAGAGCAUGAAGGAUGGUAGUGAGAGCCUGAAGGAUGAUAGUGUGAGUGUGAAGGAUGGUAGUGAGAGCAUGGAGGAUGAUAGUGAGAGUGUGAAGGAUGAUAGUGUGAGUGUGAAGGAUGAUAGUGAGAAUGAUACUGCCUCAGUGGAAGCAUGUAAACUCUAUGAGCGCGCCGCAUGUUGUAAAAGAUAUAUAUUGCACAUUAUGAUCAAAUUCACCGUAGAUAUAAACUGCUGGGCUUAUAAACGAUAG